This is a messenger RNA of Argiope bruennichi, 3698 nucleotides long. It is a transcript of the gene Cul3, whose product is annotated as cullin-3-like. The record is from RefSeq and is a predicted model, not a curated record. NCBI's taxonomy places the organism in Eukaryota, Metazoa, Arthropoda, Arachnida, Araneae, Araneidae. Gene Ontology annotation, molecular function: ubiquitin protein ligase binding. Gene Ontology annotation, cellular component: Cul3-RING ubiquitin ligase complex. Gene Ontology annotation, biological process: protein ubiquitination; ubiquitin-dependent protein catabolic process. The coding region runs from base 150 to 2435 and encodes 761 amino acids. The transcript has 19 exons.
CAAUGAAUUGAAUGAGUUCGAUUUCGGUGUAGUGAAGUGAGAGUAGCAUAAUGGUUGUUUGACAAGAUUUCCAUGAUACUGAAUAUUAACUGUUUUUUAACUAAUUUUUCUGUAUGACCCUUUCAAAGUAAAAAUUUACACUAUUCAAAAUGAGCCUAAAACAAGGAAAGAAAGAUACAAAGAUGCGCAUUCGAGCUUUUCCAAUGACCAUGGAUGAGAAAUACGUGCAGAACAUUUGGUCUCUGCUAAAGAAUGCUAUUCAAGAAAUACAAAAGAAGAACAACAGUGGCCUCAGCUUUGAGGAACUUUAUCGAAAUGCAUAUACUAUGGUAUUGCAUAAGCAUGGGGAAAGACUCUACACAGGUCUCACAGAAGUUGUCACCGACCAUCUCGUCAUGAAGGUUCGAGUGGAUGUACUUAGUUCUUUGAGAAAUAAUUUCUUACAAACAUUGAACCAAGCAUGGAAUGACCAUCAAACAAGUAUGGUUAUGAUUCGAGACAUCUUGAUGUAUAUGGACCGUGUCUAUGUGCAACAAAAUUCUGUGAAUAAUGUAUAUAAUUUAGGACUAAUCAUAUUCCGAGACCAAGUGGUACGUUAUGGUUGCAUUAGAGACCAUUUACGGGAGACACUCCUGGACAUGGUCAUGCGGGAAAGGCGAGGUGAAGUGGUUGACAGACUGGCCAUUAAGAAUGCAUGCCAGAUGUUGAUGGUAUUAGGGAUAGAUUCCCGGUGUGUCUAUGAAGAAGAUUUCGAACAGCCUUUCCUAGCACAGUCGGCUGAGUUUUAUAGGAUGGAAAGCCAAAAGUUUCUGGAGGAGAAUAGUGCAUCUGUCUACAUUAACAAAGUAGAACAGCGCAUUAACGAAGAGGCGGAGAGGGCCAAGCACUACUUGGAUGAGUCCACAGAGAAACUUAUUGUGAAAGUUGUAGAGGAAGAGCUCAUCAGCAAGCAUAUGAAAACCAUUGUAGAAAUGGAAAAUUCUGGUGUUGUACAUAUGCUGAAGAACCAAAAAACUGAAGAUCUUGCAUGCAUGUAUAAGCUAUUUAGUCGUGUGCAUGAUGGUCUCAAAACAAUGGUGGCUUGUGUGAGCAGUUAUCUUCGUGAACAAGGGAAAGCUCUUGUCACAGAAGAUGAAGGUGGAAAAAGUGAUGCUCUCACUUUUGUCAAAAAUCUUCUGGAUCUUAAGGACCGAUUUGAUCAUUUUCUGAAUCACUCUUUUGGUGAGGACCGAUUCUUCAAACAGAUGAUAGCCAGUGAUUUUGAGUGCUUCCUUAACCUUAAUCCCAAGUCUCCUGAGUACCUCUCGCUCUUCAUUGAUGACAAGCUUAAGAAAGGAGUGAAAGGAAUGACUGAACAAGAAAUUGAACAAGUUUUGGAUAAAACCAUGGUUUUAUUCCGUUAUCUCCAAGAGAAAGAUGUCUUUGAGCGUUACUAUAAACAACACCUGGCCAAGAGACUGCUGCUCAAUAAGAGUGUUUCUGAUGAUUCUGAGAAGAAUAUGAUCAGCAAGCUCAAGACUGAGUGUGGUUGCCAGUUCACGUCCAAAUUAGAAGGCAUGUUCAAAGAUAUGUCUGUAUCUAACACAAUGAUGGAAGAAUUCAAAACCCAUGUCGCUUCAUCUGGGACAAAUUUGUAUAAUGUAGACCUGAAUGUACGUGUGCUGACAACAGGUUUUUGGCCCACACAAUCAGCUACACCCAAAUGCAACAUUCCUAUGGCACCAAGGAAUGCUUUUGAAGCUUUCCGACGGUUUUAUCUUGCCAAGCACUCUGGCCGGCAGCUGACUCUUCAGCCACAGCUUGGUUCUGUGGAUCUGAAUGCAGUGUUCUACGGCCCCAGGCGUGAAGAAUCCGACCAACAGCAACCACAGCCAAGUUCUACAUGUGGGGCCCGUAAACACAUAAUUCAAGUGUCCACAUACCAAAUGUGUGUCCUCAUGCUGUUCAAUGCACGGGAGAGGCUUACUUAUGAGGAAAUUGCAAAUGAGACUGAUAUUCCAGAGAAGGACCUUGUCCGAGCUCUACAAUCUCUAGCUAUGGGCAAAACCAACCAGAGAAUACUUAUUAAAGCACCAAAAACUAAAGAAAUAGAAUCUACACAUCAAUUUACAGUCAAUGAUUCUUUCACAUCUAGAUUACAUAGAGUAAAAAUUCAAGCUGUUGCCGCCAAGGGUGAGUCAGAACCAGAAAGGAAAGAAACCAGGUGUAAAGUGGAUGAAGAUAGAAAGCAUGAGAUAGAAGCUGCUAUAGUAAGAAUAAUGAAAGCCAGAAAACGGAUGGCUCAUACUAUUUUAGUAGCUGAGGUGACUGAACAGCUCAAGUCUAGGUUUUAUCCAAGUCCUGUAGUAAUCAAGAAACGAAUUGAAGGUCUAAUAGAGAGGGAAUACCUGGCCAGGACUGCAGAAGAUAGGAAAAUCUACACAUAUGUGGCAUGAAGAUUUUGCCUUGUGAUGUUAUUGACUUUUUUUCAUGUGAAGACAGGCGAACAUCUCGUUUCUGUGCUCCAAAAUCUUGUAAAUUAAAAAAUUCAACCUGGACCAUGUCUCUUCAUUCCGUGUCACUCUUAAACCCUGAUGAAGAGCCACUUGUUCAGCCUGGAUGCAUCUCUUUUUUUUGUAAAUAGCCAAUUUGUUUGGAAUAAUUGUUUUAUUUUUUUUUCCAACGCUCCUUUGGAACAGUGCAUAGGGGUGUCUGAUUUUAUCUUCGUUCUACAUGACAUAAGCAGAUUUUCUUUUCUGGCAUAUUUUUUAAUAAAAAAAUGGCUGUUCUGAAUAUGAAAGUAUAUUGAUCGAAAACUUUUUGUUUUGGAAAAAAAAAAUAUUUUUUAAUAGAAUAUGUGAAAGAAAUGUUUUUAUAUAUUUGUGUAGUGUUAUUUUCUUUUUGCACAACUCAGAAGCAGAAUAUGUUAGUUCCUCCUCUGUUACAAAAUUUUUUUUUGUUAUUUGUGCAAACUUAAAAACAUCCUUACCAUGUUUAUGGAGCAAGAUUUUGUGUGGUUAAAGUUUUAAGAUAUUUUACUUGGUCUUGAUAUAAAUGAGUGUAUAAUAGUGUAAAUAUAUACCUGUUAAGGAUUUAUAUAAUUUAUUGGAAUCCUACUUGUCAAUGCAACAAUUUUAUUUUGAAGUCUCUUGAGUAGAAUCAUUCUGCAGCUGCUUUAAAUCAACUUGUAAAAAUGAAAAAUUAAACCAAUGAAAGAAAUAUUCUAUAUAUAUAUAUAUUUUUUCCCACAUAACCUUAUAAAAAGGAUGUAAACUUCUUUAUCAUAGCACUCAGUAUCAAUUUCUUACUUGGUAACGAUUUCAGUUACGUAGCUCAAUUGGUGUCUUAAAAAAGGGAAACGAAACAAUAAGAUUUAUAUUUAUAUAUAAACACUGAGUGAGGACUCAAAUGCUUCUAGAAGAUAAUAUAAACCAUCAUGACUGUUAGCAUAACUUCAGUGCAAAAGAAGAAACACAAGAUUUUGUGUACAUUUAUAUUUUGAUAAUUAAAUGAGAAUGAUCAGAUGAUAAAUUUUUUUUUCUACAAAUUUUCCCCUCUAUUCUUAAGUGCUAUUUAUACAAUAUUUGCAUAGGUUUGAUAUUUCAUUUUGCUUAGUUCUUCGUGCACCAUACCCUAACUAUUUAAUAUAUAAAUUGCAUUGGUUAAUUUGUUCUAUAAGAUUUUGUUUUCUGUAAUGUAUAAAAUAAAAGUUUCCUACC